AUGCAAUUUAUGUUACGCGGCGAAAAAAAAAAAAAUUUCGUAAACGAUUUUUUAUAAUUAUGAACGAAAACUCAGUUGAAGAUGGUCAAGAAUCCAAAAACAAAGUGUUGGAUAAUGGAAAAAUCGUAGAGUCAGUAGCAACAGAGGUUUUUGAAACCGAAUCAAAAAUUUUAUCACUUAUAGGAGAAGUUACCAAAAAAUAUGAUGAAAUGGUAGAAAUAGGUCAAACGGUUGAACAUAAUAAAGAAAUCCAUGAGUUGUUAAGCAAAGUGGAAAAAGCUAACAUGGCUUUUAGUAAUUUGAGAAUUCAUAAUAAAAAGAAUACAAAAUAUUUUUCAGAGGAAAAUUAUACUAAUUUACAUAGAUUAGUCGAAAUUAUUGAUAAAAUACGUGAAUUUAUUGCAGAAAUUUCAAAAGGUUAUAAAGCUGAAAUUUUUAGAAAUUUAAAUAAUGAAUUUGAUACUACCGUUCAACUUCUAAAGUUGGAUUUAGAAGUACCAUUUUCAAAUUAUUUGCCACGUAUUAAAGAAGUGAAUUUUUUACCACUAGUAAGAGAAGUUACCAAUAUAUACAACGAAAUAAUAGAAGUUUAUCAAACAGCUCAAUAUAAUAAAAAAACAUGUUGGUCGAUGAUGAAAAGAGUAGAAA
Messenger RNA from Rhizophagus irregularis DAOM 181602=DAOM 197198, 648 nucleotides. The record is from RefSeq and is a predicted model, not a curated record. NCBI's taxonomy places the organism in Eukaryota, Fungi, Glomeromycota, Glomeromycetes, Glomerales, Glomeraceae.